Aspergillus steynii IBT 23096 is the source of this 707-nucleotide messenger RNA. RefSeq lists its product as uncharacterized. Lineage: Eukaryota; Fungi; Ascomycota; Eurotiomycetes; Eurotiales; Aspergillaceae. The record is from RefSeq and is a predicted model, not a curated record. The transcript has a single exon. The coding region runs from base 158 to 556 and encodes 132 amino acids.
AAGGGGAUCGGCCUAGGAAUAGGCGGGGAUGAUCGAAAUUGGAAUGUCUUGUUCAUCGACGUCGGUCUGACGUGACAACUAUUUUGCAUGACUCGAAUUAUGAUUUGAUUUCCCCUAGUCUCUUUUUCUUUAUUGCUUUGGUGUUAGUCUCACGAACAUGGUUGGGCGGUGGUUGGAAGGUCAGGCCGGCGUGAAAUCCAUACUGUGUAACAGGCACAGGGCGGUUCUGAUGUUGACAUUUUGUACAUGCGAUUUGGUUGGCUGUUUGAAUACGCCUCGUUUUUGUUUUAUUUUAUUUUAUUUCCUGCUAUUUUUGGGUGGAAUCAUUUGGUUCAUAAUUUAUUUUAGUGAUUGGCUAAGAUUGAUUGAUUUACUUGGUUUCUUUUUGGAAUGUUGGAUGUUGACAAGGGCACCCAGCACGGUUACCUGCUCAACGACGAACGAAGACCGGGAGAAGAACAGACUAGAGAAAGAAAAAGAAAAGAAAAAAAGACCAAAAAAGAAAAGAGGCCAAAAACACAGACGCAGACAAUGGUUCCUCGUCAUGUCAGCCUAACUCGGGCCCCUGUUCUGGACCGGAUUCCCACCCUUGAAGCCGUUCCAUGCAAAGAAUCAAUCUGGCUGGAUGGGGACCAGACCUGCUGAAUUCCGAUUCGGACGAAGGCUACGGGGAACAGCACGAUUGGGCCAGACGCAGGUCGACAGAC